UAAAGGCUUUCCAGCCGUGGGACGGCGUCAUUUAAAAAAAUCAAAGCGGGCGUCGCAAGUGCGGAUAAUUUAUUGCAUCUGUUAAUCGUGACGUGGCCUUUCAGCCGGAGCAACUGAUAGCUCGUCCUCCGUAAAUCCAGUUAUCUUUCAAACAUGAAGUACUUUUUGCUGUUGGGACUUCUGCUUCUAGCAGGCGUCAAUCAAAUCGCUGCUAAUGAAGAGGAAACCGCAACCGAGACCAUUGACUUGGAUCUGGGAUCCUUUAAGGAGGGCUCCCGAACCGACGCCGAAACACUGAAGCGCGAGGAAGAGGCCAUCCAACUGGACGGUUUGAACGUGGCGCAACUGAAGGAAAUUCGAGAAAAGGCAGAGAAGUUUACUUUCCAAACGGAGGUUAACCGAAUGAUGAAGUUGAUUAUCAAUUCGCUCUACCGCAACAAGGAAAUCUUCCUGCGUGAAUUGAUUUCUAACGCCUCCGAUGCUAUUGACAAGAUCCGUCUGUUGGCUUUGUCUAAUAGCAAGGAAUUGGAGAGUAAUCCGGAAUUACACAUCCGCAUCAAGGCCGACAAGGAAAACAAGGCUUUGCACAUUAUGGACUCAGGUAUUGGCAUGACCCACCAGGAUCUGAUUAACAAUUUGGGCACAAUCGCCAAGUCCGGCACUGCCGAUUUCCUGGCUAAAAUGCAGGAUCCCAGCAAGUCAGAGGGACAAGACAUGAACGACAUGAUUGGACAGUUCGGUGUGGGCUUCUAUUCCGCUUUCUUGGUUGCGGAUCGUGUUGUGGUGACUACCAAGCACAACGACGACAAGCAGUACAUCUGGGAGUCGGACGCUAACAGCUUCAGCAUCACCGAGGAUCCCCGUGGUGACACCCUGAAGCGAGGAUCCGUGAUCUCGCUGUAUCUGAAGGAGGAGGCCCAGGAUUUCCUGGAGGAGGAUACCGUCCGCGAGCUUAUUCGCAAGUACUCACAGUUCAUCAACUUCCCCAUCCGCAUGUGGUCUAGCAAGACUGUAGAAGAGGAGGUUCCCGUUGAGGAGGAGGCCAAGCCCGAGAAGUCUGAGGAUGACGUGGAGGAUGAGGAUGCUAAGGUCGAGGAGGCCGAUGAUGAGAAGCCAAAGACAAAGAAGGUCUCGAAGACCACAUGGGACUGGACCCUGAUCAACGACAGCAAACCCAUCUGGACCCGCAAGCCAGCCGAAGUGACCGAGGAUGAGUACACUAGUUUCUACAAGAGCCUGACCAAGGACUCCAGCGAGCCCCUGUCGCAAACGCAUUUCAUCGCCGAGGGUGAGGUUACAUUCAAGAGUUUGCUUUACGUGCCCAAGGUGCAGCCGUCGGAGUCCUUCAACCGCUAUGGAACCAAGUCGGACAACAUCAAAUUGUACGUGCGUCGCGUCUUCAUCACCGAUGAGUUCAAUGAUAUGAUGCCGAACUAUCUGAACUUCAUCCGCGGUGUUGUGGACUCUGAUGAUCUGCCUCUUAACGUUUCCCGCGAAACCCUUCAGCAGCACAAGCUCAUCAAGGUGAUCAAGAAGAAGCUGGUCCGCAAGGUGCUCGAUAUGCUUAAGAAGAUUGAUAAGGAAGCCUACGAGAAGUUCUGGAAGGAAUUCUCCACCAACAUCAAAUUGGGAGUGAUGGAGGACCCCAGCAAUCGUUCGCGCCUCGCCAAGCUACUCCGCUUCCAGACCUCCAACGGCAAGGGCGUUACCUCGCUUGCCGAGUACAAGGAACGCAUGAAGGCGAAGCAGGAGCACAUCUACUACAUUGCCGGUGCCAAUCGUGUUGAGGUUGAGAAAUCGCCCUUCGUGGAGCGUCUGCUGGCCAAGGGCUACGAGGUUCUGUAUCUGGUUGAGGCCGUCGAUGAGUAUUGUAUCUCCGCUCUGCCCGAGUUCGAUGGCAAGAAGUUCCAGAAUGUGGCCAAGGAGGGAUUCCAACUGAACGAGUCCGAGAAGAGCAAGAAGAACUUUGAGUCGCUGAAGAGCACCUUCGAGCCUCUGGUCAAGUGGCUGAACGAUGUGGCCCUUAAGGAUCAGAUCUCUAAGGCCCAGGUGUCCGAGCGUCUGAGCAACUCCCCUUGUGCCUUGGUUGCCGGCGUUUUCGGCUGGACCGGCAACAUGGAGCGUUUGGCUAUGUCCAACGCCCACCAGAAAUCUGACGAUCCUCAGCGCUCAUACUAUCUUAGCCAAAAGAAGACCCUUGAGAUUAACCCUAGACAUCCUUUGAUGCGCGAGUUGUUGCGUCGCGUUGAGGCCGACGAGGCUGAUGACACCGCCAAGGACAUGGCUGUGAUGAUGUUCCGCACCGCCACCCUGCGAUCAGGAUACAUGCUCCAGGAGACAUCUCAGUUCGCCGACAGUAUUGAGCAGAUGAUGCGCCAGACUUUGGGAGUUUCUCAGACCGAACAGGUUGAGUUCGAUGAGGAAGAAGAGGACGAUGCUGAGGAGACCACGACUGGCAGCCAGGAAAGCGGAAAUGCCGAUGAUGAGGAGGAGGAUCAGCAGCAUGACGAGCUGUAAGCUGCUUCACUCACCGUCCACAUAGAUUGUACAUAAGAGUGUGGAGGUCAGACUGAGUUAUAAACAACCACAUACCGGGCGUUUCAUUAACAUUACUCCUCAGCAUGUCCCUAGAUUCUAAGUAAAGCAAUUUCGUAAUCCUUCGCCCACGUUGUCAUCACCACCAGUCGCCCAGAGCACUCCAUUACACGCAACACACUUUAAGCAUUCUGUUGCUCAAGCGUUUUCUUUUUUCGAAAGCAAAUGAAGUAUGUAUUUAUACAAUUUAAUGCGUAGAACAGAACAGAUUCCAGUCAAAAUAAAAAAAGACAAAUGAAA
Molecule: messenger RNA, 2835 nt
Organism: Drosophila eugracilis
Lineage: Eukaryota; Metazoa; Arthropoda; Insecta; Diptera; Drosophilidae
Gene: Gp93
Product: endoplasmin
Exons: 5
Coding region: 154-2517 (787 amino acids)
Biological process (GO): protein folding
Molecular function (GO): ATP hydrolysis activity; ATP-dependent protein folding chaperone; ATP binding
Source: RefSeq, a predicted model, not a curated record